GAAACUGUAUCAACUAAAAUGGCGGACUCAGAGGACGAGUUAGCCAAAACAGACGAUGAAAAUCUAUCACCAGAUGCAGAAAAUAACAAGAAUGCAGAGAGCCCAGGACAGAAACCACAAUUGCCAAAGAAGGCACAUUCUAGAGGGAAGUCAAACAGACCAGCAGUUCAGGUAGAUUUGUCUAAAGUGAAAAGAAGGCCAUCGCCCCACAAGCCAAGUCUCCCCACGCCCCUCACAGAAUACGGGUUGGAUGAAAGAAAACAGGCACGAGCUAAGGCGCGAGCUGCAAGGGAACAAAAGGAAAAGAAGAGGAAGAGAUCAACCACAUUUUACAGUGAUGAUGAGAAGGAUAGAGAGAAGGAAAAACUGAAGGAGGAGAAGCACAUGCAGGUGCUGGAGGACUUGAAGAAGCUGAGGAACUACUACUACCAGGAGUACAGGGACAAGCUGGACACCAAGGUCACACAGCAACGGAAAGACAUCCGUCUGAAGAACGAGGCUCAGCUGAAGAAACAGCAGUUAAAGGAGGACAAGGAGCGAGAAGCAAAUCAUCAUGUGAAAAAACGUCACGAGCAUCACAAACUGCAGCAUGAUGACAGUUACAUGAAGAAUAUUCCCAAGUCAGAUGUCUAUCUUAUCCUCGGCCUGCAGGAGAAGAUGCUGAAGGAGGGGAAGCUACGAGGUCAGGACGACCUGGACAGGUUCUGGCUGGAGAUGAGGAAACCACAAGUCUUCUUCUCUCACUUCCCAGACGGUCUUGCUGCCACCUCCAGCUUCCACCAGAACAUUGUGACGUCUGCCACGCAGUCCCCAGCGAGGGAACACACUCGCUCUCUCAGUCAGAUUGCGGAGUCGAAGGAAUCGUCGCGACCCACCACUCACGACACCUGGGCCGUCACACAGAGAUAUAGCCACAUACACCAGGCUAUUGAGUCUCCAUCACUCAGCCCUUCCAGACAAGCAGCCAUCGACCUGGAGAAGAGGUUUCCCAAGCUGGAGAUGCCGCCCCUCCACUGCUUCACCAUGGACCUGGGAAAGAAGCCACCAGACCCCGAAGAGAUACAACUGAAGAUAGACUUGAAGGCAAAGGAAAAACAGAGACGCAAGUUCUUGAAGAAGUUACACAAGAUGCACCAGCUUGCCAUGGCCAACAGUGCUGCAGCAACCAGAAUCUUAGACAAGCACUCAGACCUUGCUUUCUUGUUGGAUGGACCUGAUUUAACAGAUCUUAUAUCAGAUUAUUACUGGGAGACUCAUGAAGCUGCCCCGUCCCUACCCCCUGCCAGCCAGCGCCUCCCACCUAUCUCUGGUCGUGAAUCAGAGAGGGAGGGUGUGCCGACAAUGACCAAGGUGGCCAUGAUGGCCGAGCACAGCACACAUAGCAGAGGGAGUUCUGUUUCAACAACACCCAGACAAGAGAAGAAAGCGGAGCAUCAGCUUGUUGUGUAUGAACCACCAAAACCUCUCCCACUUACUAUGGAAGAAGUCCGUGAUAAAAGCAGGAUUGUUGAGGCGAAGGCUCUCAGUUCACUCUGGCCAAACUAUAUGCAUGCUGGCAGAAAUGUCUUCCUCACAUCAUCCUCAUGAGUCAGGGACUUAUUAAGGGAGGAAAUUUGUGUCAAACAAUUCAUGGAGUCUCUACCAUGAUAUAUUUGAAGGCAUUUGUAGUGUUGGAUUGACACAGUUGGAACAAUCAGUAAUGUUGCAUCAACACCGUUUAAACAAUCAGUAUUGUUGGACUGACACAGUUGGAACAAUGAGUAUUGUUGGAUUCACACCGCUGGAACAAUCAGUUUUGUUGAAUCAACACUGUUGGAACAAUCUGUCUCUCAAGUCAUUUUGUGUUUGCAGGAUGACUUGUCUAAUCAAAGGAUAGCUAGUCCUGUCAGCAUUUUUUUUUUUAAACAUGUCUGUUUGAUGAUUUCAGGGAUUUUGUGUAAGU
Messenger RNA from Haliotis rubra (blacklip abalone), 1942 nucleotides. RefSeq lists its product as uncharacterized. The record is from RefSeq and is a predicted model, not a curated record. The transcript is spliced from 14 exons. Lineage: Eukaryota; Metazoa; Mollusca; Gastropoda; Lepetellida; Haliotidae. The coding region runs from base 19 to 1587 and encodes 522 amino acids.